Messenger RNA from Cydia amplana, 2303 nucleotides. RefSeq names its product zinc finger and SCAN domain-containing protein 30-like. The transcript has 17 exons. NCBI's taxonomy places the organism in Eukaryota, Metazoa, Arthropoda, Insecta, Lepidoptera, Tortricidae. The record is from RefSeq and is a predicted model, not a curated record. Bases 39 to 2303 code for a protein of 754 amino acids. Gene Ontology annotation, cellular component: nucleus. Gene Ontology annotation, biological process: regulation of transcription by RNA polymerase II. Gene Ontology annotation, molecular function: DNA-binding transcription factor activity, RNA polymerase II-specific; zinc ion binding; RNA polymerase II transcription regulatory region sequence-specific DNA binding.
AAAACGCAAUGCAAUAAAUGUGAGUUGCAUUUUUAACAAUGGAGACUUAUUUCAAGUCUGAAGAAGAGUAUAAAUCUGAACCUGAGCCUGAGAAAACAAUAUGCAGGUCUUGUCUGACGACCGACAAGCGAAUGUUCAACGUAUCGUUGUUCGCUACACAUUUCCGCGAUUUAGCAGGAUUGAAUGUAUCUGACUCCGACGGGCUCCCACCAUGGCUGUGCCACGAGUGUGCUGCGCUGCUGCAGAAGGCGGUACGAUUCAAACAGAAGCUGCUCAAAGCCAACUCUAUGCUCUGCGACUAUCUGAUGAGAUGUGCCCCUUUUCCCAUCGACGCCCAAGACCCGGAACUGCGCAAGUACUCAACACCGAACCUGAAAGAAACCAACACUCUUGCCUUUGACAACAACGGGAAGAAGCUUGGUUACUACAAAAUGUUGGAGCAUGAAAAGAGGCCAGUAGAAUCAGCACUUGACACUAUAGAGCUGCCUCCGCUAGAACCUGCAGCAGGACCUCCCACCGUAGAGGUCCUCAAGGAGGAGUUUGACUCCUUUGAUGAUUAUGAAGACAACAUUACAUUAGAGGAGUUCAGGAGUUCAGGUGAGACUUAUAUAAGAACAGUAGAGUCAACCCUCGACACUAUAGAGCUGCCUCCGCUAGAACCGAUACCUGCAGCGGGACCUCCCACCGUAGAGGUCCUCAAGGAGGAGUUUAACUCCUUUGACGAUUAUGAAGACAUUACAUUAGAGGAGUUCAGAGGAGUUCAGGUGACUUAUAUAAGAACAGUAGAGUCAGCCCUCGACACUAUAGAGCUGCCUCCGCUAGAACCGAUACCUGCAGCGGGACCUCCCACCGUAGAGGUCCUCAAGGAGGAGUUUGACUCCUUCGACGAUUCUGAAGACAACAUUACAUUAGAGGAGUUCAGAAAUACGGCGGUGAAGUCCGACAACGAGAUACCUGAAGAGCCUCCGGUCAAGGAAGAAGAGGGAAUGAAGAAAAAAAGGAAGACGAAGAAGAAGGAACAGCCCAAGGCCAAGCGGAAGAAGAGCAAAGAGCCAGCGGAGGGUGAAGAGCCGAAAACCAGCAUCAGGAAGACGGUGGAACUCGACCCCACCAAGAUACGCAUCGUCAUGCUGAACCCUGAAGAACAGUUCAAACAGUAUGAGGAAGAGAGCAAGGCCAAGUUCCCGUACCAGUGCCACCUGUGCUACAAGGGAUUCAACUUCGACACCAAGCUGGAGAACCAUAUGCGGAAACACAGCCCGUCCCGAGGUCCGUUUUCCUGCAGCCUAUGCACCAUGUACUUCCCGUCGGCGUACAGCGGCAGCGUGCAUGCACUUAUCCACACGCGCCGCUACGAGUGCGUAGCCUGCGGACGCCGCAUGAUCGACCGCGCCUCCAUACUCGACCACUACAGAACACAACAUGAAGGGCUGGUGUCACACUUUACGUGCCAUCUCUGCGGAAAAGUUUCUAAUAAUAGCAAAACGCACCGCGGCCACAUGAGGAACCACCACGGUGGACAGCGGCCGGAGUGCGAGCAGUGCGGCAAGACAUUCGUCAACAAGGACUCGCUAGAGGAGCACAGGCAGAUACAUCAAGGCAUCAAAAACUACUCGUGCUCGGAGUGCGGCAAGCGGUUCCGGACGCGGACGCAGAUCAAGCAUCACCAGCUGAAGCAUACCGACGUGAAGGAGUACUACUGCGUCGAGUGUGACGUCAGAUUUAAAUCGGCACACAAUUUACGUCAGCAUCUAGCGAAGAGUCUGAAACACAAAGACAAACAGAGUUUGAAGUUUGCGUGCGCGCGCUGCGACAAGCGGUUCCCGUGCUCGCGCACGCUGAGCGCGCACCGCGCCGUGCAGCACGACGGCGUGCGCGCGCACCCGUGCGCCGCGUGCCCCGCCGCGCUCGCCUCCCGCGCCUCGCUCGUCAAGCACCAGAGACAAGUGCACCAGGGCGCCCGCCCGGCCAAGAGGCACGUCUGCGACGCCUGCGGGAAGGCCUUCAGGGGCAAAUCGGUGCUAAUCAACCACGUCCGCACGCACACAGGGGAGAAACCUUUCUCGUGUCCCACGUGCGGCCGCAAGUUCUCGCAGAGCACCGCCAUGAGGACCCACGUGGAUCUGGUGCACCUCAAGCGACGCCGCGGGAAGGCGAAACAGGAGCCCCCGGCCUCCGAGGAGCCUCCAAAGAUAGACCUGUUCACCAAAGAGGAGCCACAGAUAGUGUUCGACGCGUGGAGGCAGAACAUGCAACUGCCGGGCAACUGCGAGGUCUACUUCACCGUCACCGCGGGACCAUAG